AUGACAUCUUCUUCAGUAAGCCCGGCUCCGCCGCCAGUAGUGCGGACUUCCAUUCCGUAUGACCCCACGUUCCGGUGGAUGACACCUGUGCUUCUGAAAGCCCGCAGGGACCAGGUGAACAUUGCAGACUUGCCACCUCUGGUCACCGAUGAUGUGCUGGACCCGGACCCCGAGCCUCUCCACACGUCCCUCCUCACCCGGAUCUGGAAGGAGGAAAAACCGCGCAUGCUGAAAGCGCUCGCAAUCCAGAUGACGCAGGUCGCGUCGCAGUUGUGCGUGCCGCUGAUUACCCAUUCGUUCAUUCUGUCCUUCGAGUGCGACAACUCGGACGCGGCGAACGAGGUGCUGGUGGUCCCCAUGCUGGACCACGCAACGACCGAGUACAACUCGGUGACCGGGCAGCACUACUCCGUCCCGAGCAAAACAUGCGACGGGGAUUCCACCACGAUCGACUGGCGAUUGGCUUAUUACGGCGUGGGGUUGUUUUUCUGCGCGUUGAGCAAUUUGGUGUGCGGAAACUUGUCCUUGCACCUCAUGAUGAACAUCGGGCAGCGGCUGCGUGCGCUGUCGAUCCAAUUGGUUUGGAAACGAAUUUUGGAAACCAAUUCCGCGGACCUGGACCAGGGCCUGGCUCUCAAUUUGAUCGCGAGCGAUAGCCAGCGGUGGGUCGAGGUCGCGCCGCUGUUUCAGCAGAUGUACCAAGCACCGAUUCUGAUCGCGGUGUGCUCCGUCUUCCUCGUGAUUCUGAUGGGCCCGUCGGCGGCGAUCGUGAUCACGGGCUUGAGUCUGAUGAUCACGUUUAAUGUUCUAGUCGGCGGGCUACUCUAUAAAGCGCGGGCGAGAAGGCAAGUUUUUCUCGACGAGCGGAUGCGGCUGUGCAACGAGUUGUUGCUGGGCAUUCGUGUCGUCAAGUAUUUCGCGUGGGAAAAGCCCUACAUCGACAAGAUCGAGGCCGUCCGCAAGUUGGAACUGUUCUACGCGCGUCGCGAGUUGUUGCUGAAUUCCGCAAACAUGAUUCUGUACACGUUUUGGCCGCAGUUCACCAUCGCGAUGGCCCUGAUCCACUACUCCAUUCACGGCGGACUACUGACCCCGGGCAGGGCCUUCGGGAUUUUAUCCUUCAUUGGGGUUCUGCGCUUCCCGCUGAUCCAGCUCGGACACACGCUGUCUGGCGUCGCACAGAUUGUGGUCGUCAUCCGAAGGACGCAGCAAUUUUUGAGGAAACGAGACUCGACGGAAGAGGCGAUUUUUGAUGAUAGUACCGCAGGUCGAGCAGGAGGUGACCACCUACCGCUACUUCGCACGGAAGGAGAUACAAUGAUGUUGGAGGACAUUCAAGUGCUACAACCGGAGGAGCAGGUCGCUAAAACAAGAAGUGCUGACAUCGAUCUAGAGACCGGCGCGCUGCCUGCAAAUACGCCUGCGCGUCUGGCCGAUAAAACGACUUCCCCCGUAGCUGCACAAGAACACACGACCCUGAUUGCGCGCCUCGCCCACGCGGACAUUCGGUGGUCUGCGGCAGCGCAGGCCUUGCAGGCAAAGAAGGCGAAAGAACUGGAGGAGCAGAGGAAAAAGAAAGAACAGCAGAGCUCUUUUGCCGCGACGUUGCAGGCACGCGCAACCGUGAUGGCGGGACGCGCGAAAUCUCGAACCUCAGCGAUUGUGAUGGGCAGUGUUCUCGGAAUGUCCAGUCCCAAGGCAGAGGAGGCGGGAGAUCAUGUCAACAGGGGGAGCUUGAUGAAGGAAGAGGUGCUGGAAAAACGAGAAACGGAAGAAAUAAAUCGCGAUAGUAGAAGCAGCUCUAAGCAAGCGCAAGCGGAAGGUGAGUCGGCCCCUAUUUCCGGGGAACUUCUCCCGAUCCGCGGGAGUGACGCAAACAAAACUGAACUAGCUCUCGAAAGAACAUCAAAGUCUGACCUUGCCCUUCUCCGAAACGUCACACUCGAUUUCCAUCGUGGGGAAAUUGUCGUCCUGUUUGGCCGCGUAGGAGCGGGAAAAACCACCCUGCUGCACACUUUUCUGCGCGAGACCCAGGUUGAGCGAGCAAAUCAUGGUCCGACUUUACCAGCUACAAGCGCAUCAAAAAAUGCCGCAAGUAACCAAACCGCGGCGCCCUUCGUUUUCCCGGCGCUGGAUUACCGCAUGGCUUAUGUUGCGCAAACCGCCUGGAUCCGGAACUGUUCUAUCCGCGAAAACAUUCUUUUUUUCCGCAAGUACGACAAAUUGAAGUACCACCGCGCCAUGCGAAUCGCUCAGUUGCGCGACGACGUGGCUCAGUUUCCGCACAAAGACCGCACCCAGAUCGGGGAGCGGGGCGUCACCUUGAGUGGCGGGCAGAAGAUGCGCGUGGCGCUUGCACGUGCGAUCUACGACCUUGACGAGCUGGACGUGUUGUUACUGGACGAUCCCUUCGCCGCGCUCGACGUGCACACGAGUCGCGCUGUCCAAAAGAGGUUGCUGCAGAGUCUGGAUCCGCAGAAGCAACUGACAGUGCUGGCGACCAGCCAGCACCCCCGCAGCUGGGAGGGGCAGGGGGACUGCGUGAAGCGCAUCGCGAUCAGCCGACGGAACGGGAAAGUGAGUGCGCUGGAACUGGCGGGGGAGAUGAUACUACCUGCGGGAAAAAACAGUCCGAAAAAUGGAUCUGCAUCGCCAGUAGCGGUGGACACCGAUGCCAUCAGUGUCAGCUCCAUAGAAGACGAAGAAGGUGCUGCAGGAGAUGUUGAUGCUGAUGACGGCGCCGACAGUCCUGAUCUUAUCCAGGAAGAUGAUCUGGACGACGAAGUGCUCUUCAUCGGCGAUCAGACACGAGAACUACAUGCAGAACAGCAGCACCAGCAGCAGGCAACUCCAGCAGAAAUCGCCUCAGCGGUGACUUCGAGCACCAGCGCUGGCGACUUGAAGCAGCUCAUUGUCGAGAACAGGAACGAGACCGCGACGGAUUCCACCUCAGGUAACAAGAAUGAUCCCAGAGCAUCAGAAGCGAACUUCAAGCCAGUUCCUCCUCCAUUCUCGAGCAAAGUGCUCCGUCAGCGAACGACAACUCGGGACUCCGGGGACUCGAAGGACAUGGCGGUUUUUUUGGACCAGGUGGAGAUCAUGUCCGAUCACAGCGACAGCAGCAAAAACAACAAGGACGGCCACAUCAUGCAGGUCGAGGAGCGGGCGACGGGGUCCGGGUUGAAACCGGAGUCGAUUGCCACCUACAUCGGCGCCAUGGGCUGGAUGGCGCCGCUCUGCGGGGUGUGGUUCCUCUGCGUGAACCUGGAGCGGGUCAGCGUCGUGGGCAGCGACGCCUGGGUCGCGACCUGGUCCCGGUGCAAUGUCGAGCUCGCGGAACGCCCGGCCACGACCAAUUGCGAGCCGGAUGAGGACGGCUACUACCUGCACCGGUAUUUGCUGUUGCUGGGUUGCGUGUGGUUUUUCAUCUCCGGGACGCGAAUCCUGUUCCCGAUUCUCUGCGUUCGUGCGGCCGGCACGCUGUUCAGCCGCAUGCUGAUUUCGGUCUGCCGCGCGCCCAUGCACUGGUACGACACCACACCGAUGGGCCGAAUCUUGAACCGCUUUUCCUUCGAUACGGAGAACCUCGACGCGAUUUUGGUGUUGAAAAUGUUUCCGGCGCUGGUUUCGCUCUCCUGGUCCUCCGGCGCGCUGGGAUUACUGACCGUGGUGUACUUUCCCUACUUCUUCGCGGUGCUUCCCUUCUUCCUCUUCAUCUACGGCACGCUGCUUAACAUUUGUCGCAACUCGAUCCGAGAUCUCCAGCGGCUGGACGCGUUGACGCGGUCCCCCGUGGUUUCCCUGGUCAGCGAGGUCAUUGGCGGCUUGAGCACCGUGCGAUGCUUUCAGGCAGAAACUGUGUACCGCGACGAGAUGGCGCGGCUGGUGAACUUGAACUCCCGGGCAAUUUACGCGUUCAACUCCGCUAGUCGCUGGCUCGGCGUCCGCGCGGAAUUACUUUCCUCCCACAUCAUUCUGCUGACCUGUCUCGGCGCAAUCGGCUUCGACGUCGGGGCCGGGGAGCUGGGAGUUUCCCUGUUGUGGUGCAUGAAUUUGACGAUGUCCAUGAACUACACGUGCCAGUUCUUCGCCAUCUUUGAAGCGGCUUUCACCUCAGUCGAGCGGGUUUCGGAACUGUGCAAUUUGGAAAAGGACGGCGAAUACCACAAGGGAAUCGACGACGGAGUCAAUGCAAGAAAACGAGGAAGAAGCAAGAAACAGCAAGAGCAGGUGGCGCAAGUAGCAAAGUCCGGCGCGGCGACAACUACUGGAGAAGUUGAAUUGCUAGACAUGAAAGUCAACGCCAACAAGCAGGCAGCUUUUAGUACAACUAGCGAAAGUGUCCUCAUCUGCGAACAACAAGCUGACACUACUACUGUCGUCUCAACCGGCUUACGCCUCGACCACGUAACAGUCCACUACCGAAAGAACCUCCCUUAUGGAAGCGUCAGGAUUGAAAUCGUCAAAGUUGAAAUAGUUUGUAAUGCAUAAUAAAAUGCUAAUGCAUGACGCGAGGCACGUGUGUUGCAGAGGAGGCAAGUGAGGCCGAUUGCAAGCCUGUUCGGGGUUAGAGCUCGAGCUGCUAAAGUAGCAUGAGAAAAUCAGUUUUCUUUGCCUAAACAGCAUGACAAACUGGAUUUAGGGACCGCCAAAAUUUGUCAUGCGCCGCUCAGAAAUUGGGCUUCCAACUGCCAUCCAUUUUAUGCAUCACAAACUAUUUCAACUUUGACGAUUUCAAUCCUGACAGUUCCAUAUCCCUCCAGCGCUGAAAAACCUAGCUUUCUCCGUCUUACCGGGCGAGCGGUGCGCCGUGGUCGGCCGGACCGGUGCGGGGAAGAGUUCGUUGGCGGUGGCGAUUUUUCAGCUCGCGGAGGUUGUCGACGGUCAAAUCUUGCUGAACGGGACAAACCUGAAAACCCUGCCGAUCGACGAAGCGCGAAAAAAGUGCGGAAUUAUCACACAAGAUCCCGUCGUCUUUGGGGGUUCAGACCUCACCAUCCGGUACAACCUCGAUCCCUUUGGCGAAUACAGCGAUGAGCAGUGCCAAGCGGUCCUCCGCGCGUCGCAGCUCGCGGAUCGGUUUCAGCUGACGGACAAAAUCGAGGAAAGCGCGACCAAUCUUUCCGUCGGGGAGCGGCAGCUGCUGUGCCUGGCUCGGGUGUUGCUGCGCAAGCCCGAGCUUCUGAUUUGCGACGAAGCCACGGCCAGCUGCGACGCGGCGACCGACAAGCAGGUGCAGAAAGCGAUCACGGAUUGGCUGCGGUUGGAAAACCAGGGCUGCUGCGUUUUGUCGGUAGCGCACAGACUGGAUACCAUUGUGGACUACGACAAAGCGGUGGUGCUGGACAAGGGAGAAGUUGCGGAAAUCGGUUCAAUUCCAGAAUUACUGGCGAAUAGCAGCGGGUACUUCUACCGCCUCGUUUCGCACGCGGAUGACGAAACGCGAACACUCUUCGCGGCGCGCGGGUACCAGGAGGUGGAUGAGGAGGUCACCAGGGGAGAUUAG
This is a messenger RNA of Amoebophrya sp. A120, 5506 nucleotides long. NCBI's taxonomy places the organism in Eukaryota, Dinophyceae, Syndiniales, Amoebophryaceae. The record is from the annotation of a GenBank genome assembly.